UCGCCGCGCGGUCAGUCGUCGAAAUGUUCGAGAUCCGGUCGUUUUGAAAAGCAGCUCGAGCGGUCUUCUCGCGUGAAAUUGAAACUGAAAAAGCCGGUAAAACUGAAGCAAGUGUGUUGUGAUUGAGAAUUGAGCAAAACGAAAACGGUGGCCAAACGAGCCGUUUAAUGAGCAAACAGGCUGGCCAAUAACCAAUUACCAUCAGCCAUGCCAUCAAGGAAUCGUGAUAACGCAGACACAACCGGCAGCAAUUUGUUAAUUUGAAACGUCGUGUGUGUUCCUCUACGAAAAAAAAACAGAGUAAUUUACCAAGCAUUUAAAUUGCAUUUGUAGCAUAGCACUUUAGUUGCGCGUAGGAGGAACAGCAAGGUCGUUGGGGUCGAAUGCGAAUGUUUGUGAUGCAAGUGACAAAAUCAAAAUUGGAGUAAAUAGGUAGCCAGCCAUUCCUGUGAGCAUCUUCGCGUCGCGUAACGGUAAAUCUUUGCGCCCUGCGUGUCUUUGUGUGCGUGCGUGUUUGAGUGUACGUUUUUCGGUUUUGUUUUCAUCUCCUCCUUGCCGUCCUCCUUCUUCCACCUUCAAUUGCCAUCUCCUAAUUUCCUAUGCGAACGGAGAAACACGAAAAAGAAAAGUUUCGAAGACCAAAAUAUUGAUCAACUAUAUUUUUCUACCUGACAAAUUUUGAACUCAAAACAGACACUGGCGCACAAAAGAACCUGUCAUCUAGAACAUUAGAGGAGCAAUGCGGCGAAGCGGUGGCGCCAAACAAAAUGUGAGGAUAAACCAGCGUUGGAGCCAUUUGGGAUUAUGCUAAAAAUGCUCAAAGUGCGAUAUAAAUUUUUAUGAGUGUACGCGCUGAAUUUUUACGACUGUCUGGGGGCGGGGAAAAAUAAAUUAGAGAAAAUGCCCCAGGGAGGACGAUUUAAAACAAUACAAUAGCUUAAAGUGGCAACGGAAAUUGCAUGCAACCAGGAGGCGUGGCACUGUACGCCCACCGAGCACGUGACGCGCACACCAAGCCAACAGCGAAACUAAUAGAAGCCAUUUUGUAGCGCUAAUUCGCAGGACACACGUAAACGCAGCCCAGCUACGUCUUACGUAAAAUCACCACCCAUCUGCCACUCGGAAAUCAAGCAGAAACCAUACACCCCCAUACCUCGUCAUCAUCAUCAACAUGGCAGUUAGCAAUAUUGUCUGCGAGUGGCUAAGAGCGCUGGGCCUGGCCCAAUAUGCCGAGAGCUUCCUGGACAAUGGUUACGACGACCUGGAGAUCUGUAAACAGGUUGGUGAUCCCGAUCUGGACGCCAUCGGCGUCGAGAAUCCUGCCCAUCGACACAAGCUGCUCAAGAGCAUCCGAUCGCUGAGGGAAAAGGGCGCCGCAUCCGUCUACUUUAUGCUCAACGAUCCCAACUCGCUCUCGGGCAGCAUGGAGAUCCUCUGCGAAACACCGCCCAACAACGAACUGGAGCUCGUCCUGCGGGAGCAACUGGAGACGGACGGAGUCCGGCUGACUGCGCAUCCAUACUCAACACCGGAUGGACAACGCGGCCAUUUAGAGGGCCUGGCAUCCGUCUAUUGCGAGUUGCUAAUGGCUCCCUUCGGGGACAUUUUGGCCACUAUCGAGCGGGCGCGCCAGGCGGCCUGGGCGGAGCGGAGUCCGCUGCACAGUGCCGCCCAGGUGGUGGGCGGAUCAGGUGGGGCUGGCGGCAGCACGGGCAGCGGCAGCGGUGGGGCGGCCAGCGGUGGCAGCGGCGGCAGCAGCGGCGUACUGCACCACCGCCAGCAGCACGGCCAUCGUGGUCAUUCGAUGCACGGCGCCGGUCUGCCCAAUAGUCAUAGCCAGCCCAUUUAUGUGCCCGGAAAGUACUCGCCCUCGAGUUGUCUGUCCGACAAGGAGGAGGAUGAGAUCUACGGAUUCGGCUAUGGCGUCUUCGCACCCCGCGUGGCCAGAGGGUUAACACAACAGCAACAGCUGCUGCAGCAGCAGACGCUGCAGACGCAGCAGAGCAUACAGCAGCAGCAGCAGCUGCAACAGCAGCAGCAACAGUUACCAAUUGUGCCAGGACAACAGCAGCAAGGACCUCAUCAGCAUCAGACCCUGCCACCGAAUGUCGCGCAUUUGAACUUUGUGCAGCAAAACUGCCUGAGUCCGCGCUCAGCUUAUUUCUACGAAUUUCCACCGACAGCUGAGGGUCGCGAGACAAAGAAACGCACCACACUGGCCCGGCUGCUGAAAGGCUUGAAGACUGUCAAUCGACGGGAUCGGAACAAUCAACAGAAUGGCGCCCAGGCCAGGGCGGCCAACGAUCGUCUGCGGCACUUUCAAAUGAUAAACGGCGGCGCCGGCGGACAGCAGCACAGUUUCGAGGAGACAAUCCACAGGUUGAAAGUCCAAGAGGCAAUGCGGAAAAAGGAAAAAUUUCAACGUGAACACGAGGAGAUCCUGCGUGAUAUUCGACAGGGACUGUUGCAAAUGAGUCGCGGCGAAGGACGCAUCGACGAUACGUACAUGUACGACGAGGCGCUGAGAACGGGCGGCGGUAUGGGCAUCGCCGGACUGGGCAUGCCCCUCGGAGUGGGCGGCAAUGGUGGCGGCGGGGGAGCGGCCCAUUAUGCGGUGAGUGCGCUGCAUCAUCAAGGUCAUUGGUACGACGAGCCGCCCUACGAAAGCGAUCCCGAUGACUUUCUUAUGGCCGGGCUCAACUGCGGACCAGCUGCCACAAUUCAGGGUGGCCGUGUACGCUUCUCGAACAACCGCGAGAGCACGGGCGUAAUUUCAUUAAGAUCCGCCGGAGAUAUUUCAUUGCCGCAACGUGGACCGCCGCGUAGAGGUCUUAUCGUGCCGCAGCAGCCGCCAAAUCCACCGACAAUAAUACCCUUAACGCACGCCAGAUCUCAUGAUCGCGAAAGCGGCGACUAUGCGGGCUCCAUCUCAGACCUACAAAGCGUUACCUCCAGAUUCAGUACGGUGUCGAUUGGCACCAACAACUGCACGGCCCGCUAUCGAACCCUAAGCGGCGGAAUCGGGGAAUCGCCAUCGCUGUCGCCCAGUCCAUCGUCGGAUUACGAGGACAUCGGAGUGACCAGGGGCCACGGAUGCCUGCCGCCCAGCCUGCUGGCCGCUAAGGCCAAAAAGAACGGACUGCCGCACGGCAAGGCGAACACCAUUUGCCAAAAGGCCACGGUGCAUCAUUCGGGCGAGAUGCGUAGCUCGGCAAAGGAAAUUGGCGCAUUUAAUGAGAAUGGACGAAACUUUGUUGCCACAAAGGAUACGUCGAGGGAUUUUAGCAAUUCCCAAGAUAAUACCGACCGUGGCAGCAUGAGCGAUCAGGCGUUCGCCUGUUCGGCCAGCUCCGUGGAAAGUUUGCCGAGCGCAUCCGGUUCGAGCACCCAGGCUCUGGUUCGUCCUGGCAGUCCGCACAGCUCGAUUUCGGCCGAGGAUCGCACCUCGAUGGCCAGCUGCAUCUGCAAGGCCAAGGCUCUCGUGGAUAGUUUGCCCAAUCCCUACGACAAGGAGGCACUCAAAUUCAAGAAGGGCGACCUUAUCGAUGUGCUGUCGAUGAACGCCUCGGGCAUUUGGAAGGGACGAUGCCACGGCCGCGUGGGCCACUUCAAGUUCAUAAACGUGGAGGUGCUGCCGGAGCAGCGAAUGAAGAACUCCAGCAGCAAGACCCUGGCCCCCGGCUCACGUUUGGCUAAUUCUGGAAAUGGCAGCCACAAUGGUGGACCCUGCUCCGUGGAGGACCUGCUGAUUCGCAUCGGACUCAAGGAGUACACAUCCGUAUUCGUGCUCAACGGCUACGAGGACCUGGAACUGUUCAAGGAACUGGAGCCCGCUGACCUGGAUUACCUCGGCAUUCUCAACCAGGAGCAUCGUGCCAAGCUGCUGACGGCUGUGCAACUGCUGCAUGACAUUGAAUGCUCCGAUGUGGAUAUAGCCGGUUCCAGCUCGGAAAAUGAUGAAGCCCGCCUGAACAACAUCAAUAUGAAGCAUGGAGCUUCGCCCUUUGGUCGACGCCACUUUCCCCGCGACUCUGGAUGCUACGAGGGAUCCCCGCUACCCAGCUCACAGACACCCACCCAGGCGGUAAACUCGACGGACGAGUCGAACAGCCUGGACGACGUGGUGACCAAGUGUUCCAGUGAAAUCAUGAAGCGCGUGGAGAGCGCCCGCCGGUGCAAGGACAAUCCGUUCAAAACCACUCUGCCCGGCGGAGGACGACUGGGCAAGAAGUCCUUUCUCGGCGGCAACGGCCUUAUGGCGGACGAUACGCUCACGCGUGGAGGGCUUAGCGAGAAGUCGAGCGAUUCGGGGGUCAGCAGCAGUUCGCUAUCGUCGGGUCCGCUGAAGAGCAGCACUUAACAUUUGCCCACCAUACUGGCCCACGAGUUGCUGCUGGGCGUGGGUUCGGGCAUGGGCAUGGGUCUUGGUCUUGGCACCAUAAGUCAUGGCACCACCGGUACCCUGACGCCCCACGGAGUGGCCAGUUCCACCUCGCCUACCGCCCAUUCGGCACCGCUGGGAAACAUCUGCAACACGCUGCCACAUGCACCAAGCUCCUCCGGCGGCGGCGGCCUAUCUUCCUCCAUGGCCAGCAACCUGCCACUCAACCGGAAUCUGGUAAUGCUACGCAAUCACCUGCGCAAGAAUACGGGCGGUAGCAUUACCGGAAAUGGCGGCGUAGGAGCUUCCGGUGUUGGAGCACAGCUGCUGCAGGAUCAGGACGACAGACUGGAGGAUCAAUAACCCAUUUACUACAUCAAAUUCUUAGUUUAGUCUCCCGUUGAGUUAAGUGUAUUUCAAUUGCUGUGAUUCGAUAGUGAAAACAAAAGGCCAACACGCGUCUUUCAGUUCAAAUGUAUAGUAUGUAUAGAGAGAGAUAGACAGACAGUUAAGAGAGAGACCGGUAUAGUGAGGAUAUGUUUAAAGGAAAGAGAGAGAUAGCAAGCAGAGAUAGUAAGAGUCAGUCAAUCCUUCCUCCGAUAAUGUUGGCAUUUACACAAAUAUUUAACACUUAUAUAUAAAUACAGACUUUACAGACUUAUAUACAUACACAAUCUGCAGAAAAGAAGAAAUUUUAUAUACUUAGUGAUGUAACGAAAAUAUUUAUAUAUUUUGACUAUUUUUAGUUAGUUUGAAGCUAUGCAUUGAAUGAGACUUGUAUGAUUUGCCAUUUUAUUACUGUUUAAUUGCUUUGUGUAUGCAUAUUUCUCAACGUGAUAUUGUCAAACGUCCAACUUGAAUUGCAUUUUAAAUAGAUUCAUUUCCAACAUUUUAAUAAGAGACACACAUAGAAGUUGAUUCCUAUUUUAAGGCACUAAUCUGAGUGCAAGCAAUAGACCAAUUCAAUUUUAGCAACCAAACAAAACAAAAUAUUUACAAACAAAAAUAGAAAACAUAAGAAGAAACAGAACACCAACUGCCAUUCGAAACUAAUUUUAAUUUGUUAAUCUCGUAUAGGGACAAUGUAAAUGGAAUGAAUGCAUCGUGCAAAUCCGUCAAAAAACUUGUAAAAAUUAAUGCCGAAAAUUGCCAAAUCGAGCAAACAGAAGUAAUGUACGCUAAGCAAUAUUUUCAAAUCGUAGCGUGUCGUGUCCGGAUCGUGUGUACAUAUAUAGGAUGAUCCAGUUAAGAUCUAUUAUGCCACUUAUAGAAGAUAUCAGAUCGUAUACACUAUGAGCGAUUUAGCGAUAAUCAAAAGCAGACAAUGAAAUUAGUCAGGCAGCGCAAAUGUUUUUAAUCAGUUUUCAGCAAUUAGUUAAAUAAAUGAACGAAUAUUUAUCACGGCACAAGAACUACGAAUAACAUAUUUAAAUUAAAUCUGAUUAAAAUACAUAAUAAUUAAUAGCAUAACUAAGCGUAGAGCAUAUGAUUCUAAUAUAGCAAUUGACAAAAUGUAAAUGAGUUUAUUCGCAAAACGCUUUGACUUCUACUCAGAACGUAAUUAAACCUGAACAUAUUUUGUGACAUAAGAUAUCGAUAUUCAUAUUGUAACUCAAUUAAUUCUAAUCGCAAAUAAAUUAAAUCAAAUUUAAACAAAAAACAAAUCGCACGUGUUACAGCCCGACGAAGAUAAGGUUAAAGACAUAUAUAUGACAAGAGGAUGUGAAAUAGUGGAUUAUAGGCAUUUUUUUAAAUUUAACUCCAAAG
Molecule: messenger RNA, 6148 nt
Organism: Drosophila sechellia
Lineage: Eukaryota; Metazoa; Arthropoda; Insecta; Diptera; Drosophilidae
Gene: SKIP
Product: Shal K[+] channel interacting protein
Exons: 20
Coding region: 1172-4360 (1062 amino acids)
Molecular function (GO): protein binding
Source: RefSeq, a predicted model, not a curated record